This is a messenger RNA of Dujonia railenensis, 2082 nucleotides long. NCBI's taxonomy places the organism in Eukaryota, Fungi, Ascomycota, Pichiomycetes, Serinales, Debaryomycetaceae. The record is from the annotation of a GenBank genome assembly.
AUGUCUGUAGUGCCGUAUAAUCUGAAUAACAAAAUUGUGCUUCACGAUCCAACUCGAGGAAUAUUAGUUUUGCACAAUAACCAAAAAAAUACAAUACAGCUUUUAUCUACUAGUGCUAAGUCAGGAAAUGACCCGAAUAUAGAGUCAAAUCUGUUAUUAGAGUGCCCUAAUUGUGGAUUCCAGUGGGACUCUAAUGCAAGUCGUACUCAUCUGUUCCAUCCUAGUUCUCAGCCAACCAAUGAUGAAGACCUUGCCAAUCAUCUUGAUGAGAAGUAUGCCAAUGAUAUUGAAAAUGGCCUCCCAGGUAUAGAUGAAGAAUUUAUGCAUCAUGAUUAUUUCAAAGUCUUAAGUAAUUUACCUUCCCUGGAGUUGUAUCCCUUUAAAAGUAGUUUCAGUUUCUCUAGCGGCAGUUUACCUGAAACGAUUUUCAAUCAGGGCUAUUUCCGUCGAUUUUUCAAGAAGGUGCCUCCUUUUAUAUUGGGCUCUGGUGCUCACGCUCAAGUAUAUAAGGUGGUCCAUGUUCUUAAUGAUAUUAAAUUGGGCACCUAUGCUGUCAAAAGAAUUUGUAUUGGAGAUAAGAUUGAGUUUCUUCAACAAGUUUUAAACGAAGUAAUGAUAUUGUAUGAACUUUCUAUUCAAGGAGCCAAUGAAAAUAACUUGAUACGGUAUAAUCAUGUUUGGUUGGAAUUGGGUGAUAUUGAUGACCUGCUGACUUUUAUAUUACCAGAGAAUAACUUUUCUAGUCAAGUCGGCUCUGCUCUGAAAGUCCCUUACGUUUUUAUACUACAACAGUAUUGCGCUGGGGGUCAUUUGGAAGACUUGAUAUAUGAAAAUUUCUUACAACAUAAAAAGUUAUCUUUAAAAGAAAAGGUUGAACGGGAACGUCAAGAAAGAAGACGAAAGAGAGAGAGAAGAAGGAGUAGCAGUGGUAAAAGUAUUAAUUCGUUAAGCGAUAAUGAAGAUUUAUUGUCUGCUGAGGCUGUUCAGAGACCUUGGUUGGACGAUGUAGAAAUUUGGAAAUUUUUCCGGGAUGUUACCAACGGUGUUCAUUAUCUACACAAGCAUGGGAUUCUUCAUAGAGACUUAAAACCAUCAAACUGUUUGCUUGACUCUAAAUACGAAUAUCCAGAGAUUAAGGCAGACGAAGACCUUGAAGCUUUUGUGACAGCACUACCAAAGGUAUUGGUGACAGACUUUGGAGAAGGUAAAUACAUUAAUAAGAAUAAAAAAAAUGCAGAAAAGGGUUUUGAGAUUGUUGAAGAUUCCACCUCAAUUGAUGAGCUCUUUCCACAAGAUGAAAGUAAGGAACGCAGAGGUAAUACUGGAACUCUUGAGUUCACCGCUCCUGAACUCUGGUUAUAUUCUAAUUACGAUCCUGAACAAAAUGACAAUACUAUGAAUGAGUUCACUUUUGAAAGUGAUGUAUAUUCAUUGGGUUUAAUACUAUGCUGGUUAUGCGUGGGCACAUUGCCGUUCACUGAUCUUAUAUCUGAUGAGACAGACCCACAAACGAUUAGAACAAAAAUUCUAGACUGGUAUUUCAAGUUGAAUAGGACCUCAUUUAGCAAUUGGUUUCAUGGACGAGUGAAGGGAGAAUUCAGUGAUCCUAUGGAACAAUUUGAGGACCUCAUUUAUAGUAUGAUCAGAGGAGAUUCUGGUACAGCUACCGAUACAAACGUAGAUGUGGAUACUGAUCAUCAGCAACAGCCUACGCAAAGAAUUUUGACUACAGAAAUAUUAGCAACUUUGGAAAAUAUGAAAUUUCCAAUAGUAGGAAGGAAACAUAAAACGGGGGUCAGCAGCAAUAAAAAAUCUACAACUAAGUGGCUAACCAGUGUCUUUUUGAAAAAGCAUUUUGAUGAAGCUAUCUUAGCUACUUAUGUGAUUGGGUAUAUUAUGAUAGAAUUGAUGCUAUACUUAGGCUGUCUUAAUUUUAAGACUUUAUACUGUGCAAAGAUAGCAGUUUUGUCUUUCAUAUUGGGAUUGGAAAAGUUCCUUCUCACUAAAAGGAGAGCUAGAGCAUGGAUGAGCGCUGCGGUUCUAUGCAUAGUCCUUGGUUUAUGUAUACUAGAAAUUACUUGA